AUGCACCAGCUUACUUCUCCUCAUUUAUACGAGGAGUGCGUUAUUCCAAUCCUGGAGCAUAGAUUGCGAGACCUGCGCAUCUCCUCAGAGAAGACCUGGUUUAACUCCGACGGCUCAAAAGUCAGUUUUGAUGCCGGCGAGUGCUGCGAGACAGAACCAGAUGCAUUCAAGAAGAUCUUAAAUCACCCAGCGUUCAUGAACGAAUUGGCGGACAACUUCCGAAGCCUCAUGCAUCAUUUCAGUGAGGCAACAUUACAGAACUUCUCUUGGCAUUUAGGAUGCUGUGUUCCUGACGAGGUGAUGGGUCCCACCGGAUACAUACCGUUGAACCAGAACUGUAUCCAGUCCCUAUCAUUGAUCACCGACGGUACAUGCCAAAGUUCAACUGAUAUGGCUGGGCUUUCUCAGCUGAACAAUCUACGAUCGCUCACAUGGGAAGGCAUAGACCCAGAUGGCGAUCAUGGAAAUCUUGUGGCAUGCCUAACAGCAAACUCCAUGCAUCUCAAACACCUUAAACUGGGAGUCGUUUCCAGACACCUUAGUGACCCCGAUUUGAGUUGGUUGGAUGACAGCGAGUUGCAUAUCAAUGAAUUAACGGGCCUUCGCGGGUGCGAGUUAGGCAAAGGGAAAGCCGACUUUGGCUGCUUACGACAUCUAUCCUUGUCCAAUAUCGCGCUCGGAAAUAGCACACCUAAAAUGGCAUACAAACAUGUGAAUGCUUUUGUCCAUCUACAUGAGUUGGAGAGUUUUACGCUUCGACAAUGUCCCGGAACUGUACAGUUUCUAACGGGAUUAACCGGCUCGGGCAGGCCCUUCCACCUUCGACGUUUCGAAUGUGUUUAUCCCAUUGACGAGAAUAAGACUCAUCCUGUCGAGGCCUUCCUACAGUUGUGCGACAAUCUGGAAGAGCUAUAUCUUUCAAAGCGCACCUCGAUAUGUUUUAAAUCAAUCCCUCGGACAGUCAAACGUUUGGUUGGUCAUUUCCUGACCUUCAAUGGAGCCCUUACCUUUCAGUCCCCUCUAGACUAUGCUCUAGAGUAUAGCCUUCAGGGACUGCCCUUAGAGCUUGUUGGCAUUAGCGUGUUUUCCAGACCCUGGCUCAUGGAACCCAGAAUGCAAUUUAUGAACAUCGGGCAUACUCUCAGGCUGAUUCACCUUCGAGCUACUUUCAUCGGCAACGAAAAUUCACCCUGCGACCUGGUGUCGCAAUUAUUGCACUCGGAAGACCGCGAAAGAACCGAAAUGAGUAAUCUGUCGUCCUUUGCAGAAUGGGCCUUUGAUACAAAUGGUCUGCUUCAUCUACAGGCCAUUGCUUACGGCAACUUUGCUGGCGGCCAGCAAUAUGCUUGGACUCGGAUACUCCUUUGUCGUAACUCCUCAAAUGAAGUACAAGGUCCGCGUCUCCGAUCAUACCGCGUAAUGACACGCCAAGAAUACGAGCCAUUAUUGGACACUUAA
Messenger RNA from Aspergillus mulundensis, 1458 nucleotides. RefSeq lists its product as uncharacterized. The coding region runs from base 1 to 1458 and encodes 485 amino acids. NCBI's taxonomy places the organism in Eukaryota, Fungi, Ascomycota, Eurotiomycetes, Eurotiales, Aspergillaceae. The record is from RefSeq and is a predicted model, not a curated record. The transcript is spliced from 5 exons.